GUGAGGGGAAGAUGGCGGCCGCAAGUGUCGUGGUUCCCGUAGAGUGGAUAAAGAACUGGGAGAAAUCAGGGAGAGGCGAAUUUUUGGAGCCCGGCGCCUCCUCUGCCCGAAGUCCGAACCGUCCCGGACUCCCUCCCCUCCUCUCCGCCCGCCGCCGCGAAGCCCGGGGCGUCGGGAAGAACCCCGCUUGGCACCUCUCGUCCUCCCCGGGAGCGGUCUCUCGGACUGUCCCGGCCUUGCGCGGCGCCGCUGCCCGUGGGCGAAGUGUAGCAAGGAUUGCCGCUUUCCCCGAAGACCUACCGGCGUUUCUUUGCUCCGUCUUUUCACCUUAGAGACGUUUCGGUUUGCAUUUAUGCCGGAUCCUCAGUGAAAAUAAAAGCCAUGAUAGUUCAACUUAUAGAGGUAAGACUUUUAAAAGUAUCAUGGGACUUCCCUGGUGGCGCAGUGGUUAAGAAUCCUCCUGCCAAUGCAGGGGGCAUGGGCUUGAUCCCUGGUCCGGGAAGAUCCCACAUGCCAUGGAGCAACUAAGCCCGUGUGCCACAACUACUGAGCCUGCGCUCUAGAGCCCGUGAGCCACAACUACUGAAGCCCGCGCACCCUACCACCUGUGCACCACAACUGCUGAGCCCACGUGCAACAACUACUGAAGCCUGCGCAGUCUAGGGCCUGUGUGCUGCAACUACUGAGCCUGCGUGCUAUAGCUACUGAAGCCUGCGUGCCUAGAUCCCGUGCUCCGCAACAAGAGGAGCCACCACAAUGAGAAGCCCGUGCACCCCCAUGAAGAGUAGCCCCCUCUUGCCACAGCUAGAGAGGAAGCCCGCGCGCUGCAACAAAGACCCAACGCAGCCCCAAAGAUAAAUAAAUAAAAGUAUCAUAGCUAUUAUUUUUGGCUUGGUCAAAAUUAAUAAAUAUCCUGUUUUUCAUUAAAUUUUAUGAAUAAAAGCAAAAGGUCUAAGAUACUCACAUUAUAUAAAGCUUUUAUAUGAAUAUAUUAGAAUUGAGAUUAAAGCUAUAGUUAUAGUAAGACUAUAUAUCUCUGUAUAUGGUUGUCUUUUGACCUGCAUAAUAGUCAUAUAAUAUUGCUUGGCUUUUAUAAUUGUAACAUGGUAUAUUUACCUACAUUUCAGCAGUUGCUAGCUGUAGUAAAACUUACACAGGCUAGGUAUCAAUCAUAAACAGAAGAGAAGAGCUAGCACGGAAAAAAAAAACCUAUUCUGAUCUUUUUUGCACUAGGAAACUUCCAGAAACUGAGGUUCAGUGUUUUUACUAAAGCUGGUUAUGUUUAGGUGGUAUCUGGGGAUCUUGUUAAAGGUAGUGUCAUGGAAAACAUUAAAAGGAAUGGAGUUGUUUACUACUGCAUAUCACAAAUAUGGCAUAUGAAGUAAAAUGUUAUUAAACAGGGUGUAAAUUUUUAGUUAUGUUAAUUUUAAAGGAUUUGCUAUUUAACUUUCAUUAAUUUAAAAUUAGGUAUAUGGAUUUAGAAAAGGAGGGGCAAAAACAAAAGCAGUAAUGCCCAGUAAGUUUAAAGCAUUUUCAUAUGUAGCUUUCGUUGGGGAGAGAACCCAUAACAUUUUUUUUCAAAUCUGGAAAAAUAAUUUAUAGUCAAUAUUGUAUUUUAAAUAAAAAAUUAUUAGAUAAUUUUCUGUAGAUAAGUUUACUUUUAUCAAAAAUUAAAUAUUACCUUAAUAUGAGAAUAUAUACUUUUUGAGGAACAUUUGGGUUUCUGAAUAGAAAGCAUUUUUAAACAAAUGAGUAAGCCAUUUUUCUUUCUGUCAUUUGGGUAAGACUUGUUAACAUUCCUAGUCCAAUCCCCAAAGUUAUUUUCCAAUCAUCCUGCUUUUAAAAUUGCAUGAUCAUUCCUUUGACCUCUGCUGACUCGGCCGCUGCCACCUCCUGGGAAGAGAGGAAGUGGGAGAGGAGCCCUAGUCGCUUGUCACCCAAGUCGUCCAGCCGUGCUGCCCCGAAGAGUGCAAGAUGUUCGCCUGCGCCAAGCUCACCUGCACCCCAGUUCUGAUCCGAGCUGGAUCCAGAGUUGCAUACAGACCAAUUUCUUCAUCAGUGUUAUCUCGACCAGAGGCUAGGACUGGAGAGAGCUCUACGGUAUUUAAUGGGGCCCAGAAUGGUGUGUCUCAGUUAAUCCAAAGGGAGUUCCAGACCAGUGCAGUCAGCAGAGACAUUGAUACUGCGGCCAAAUUUAUAGGUGCAGGUGCUGCAACAGUAGGAGUGACUGGUUCUGGUGCUGGUAUUGGCACAGUCUUCGGCAGCCUCGUCAUUGGUUACGCCAGAAACCCUUCGCUGAAACAGCAGCUGUUCUCAUAUGCUAUCCUGGGAUUUGCCUUGUCUGAAGCUAUGGGUCUCUUUUGUUUGAUGGUUGCUUUCUUGAUUUUGUUUGCCGUGUAACAAAUUACUGCUUGAAAUGUUGGCAUUCAUGUUAAUUACGGAUGUAAUUCUGUGUAUCUUACUGUGACUCCAAAAACUGUAGCAUUGGUGUCAUAAAAAUGUACGUUAUUUCCAAAGUCAUUAAAGAUGAAAACUUUAAUUUUUGCUGUGAUCUGUACUUACCUAAAUUUAAAUUUAUAUCAUCACAAAGAAGAACAUGUAUUCAGGCAGAGGCUGUACAAGUCAGAGGAAACUACUGCAGUUGCCCUGGUGAUGGAAAAGAUCCUAAUGUAAUUUUUAUGGGAAUUCUUUUAUAUAGUGUUCUGAACAUUGUAAAUUACAGGGCUUUUGUUUAUUCAUGUAAAGGGGAAAUGUUUGAGUGCUCUGAGCUUCUAUGAAAUAUGAUUAAUUAAAUUGAGAUAUUGCUCAAAAAAUAAAAAAUAAAAAAAUAAAA
This is a messenger RNA of Physeter macrocephalus (sperm whale), 2833 nucleotides long. Its product is annotated as ATP synthase F(0) complex subunit C3, mitochondrial-like. The transcript is spliced from 3 exons. Gene Ontology annotation, biological process: proton motive force-driven ATP synthesis; proton transmembrane transport. The coding region runs from base 1975 to 2400 and encodes 141 amino acids. Gene Ontology annotation, molecular function: proton transmembrane transporter activity. NCBI's taxonomy places the organism in Eukaryota, Metazoa, Chordata, Mammalia, Artiodactyla, Physeteridae. The record is from RefSeq and is a predicted model, not a curated record.